Messenger RNA from Salvia splendens (bonfire salvia), 2431 nucleotides. Its product is annotated as molybdenum cofactor sulfurase. The coding region runs from base 589 to 2322 and encodes 577 amino acids. NCBI's taxonomy places the organism in Eukaryota, Viridiplantae, Streptophyta, Magnoliopsida, Lamiales, Lamiaceae. The record is from RefSeq and is a predicted model, not a curated record. The transcript has a single exon.
UUGUGUGUGUGACAGCAAAAUGAGACCUUUGCCCAGCUUCAUGCUCCAAUGCCGGCCAUUAAUAAAAUCUCUUUGUUACUUUCACUUUGGAGCAAAAGUACUUUUGGAAAAAAGAGAACUAUUACUUUCCAUAAUCCUAAUAAUAAAAUAGAAUAGCAGUUUAGCACAUUUCUAGGCUCAACUUUCAAAUCUUAUAAAUUAAGAUUUGGUUCCAAAUGUUUGAAAGCAUCAUCAAUAGUCUAGGUUUUUCAUUGGUUUUAGUCUAUUUUCUUUGUUAUGUCAUGAUGCCAGGUCAACUUUGGCAAACAUGCGCUAGAAUUUAUUCAAUAAAGAUAUAAAAAGGAGAGCAAAAGAUAAUGAAACUUCAAUAAAUAUAGAGGAAAAGGUCAUAGAGCCAUUUGAAUACAAUCAUAUGGCUGUCCCAUUCCACAAAGAAAUUGAGAGUUGAAAACUUUGUUUAGAAAAGUGGUUUUUUCACACUUAUCUUAACAUGUAAGCAUCAUAGGUAGGAAUAUAUAAGAACAACAAAAUCCAAUUUGUAGGCAAGUGGCAUCAAUUUCACCACAAUAAUCAGAAAAACAAAGAAGUAUGCAUUCACCUCGUUUGAAAGCGGCAACUCAAGUAUGCUUUCAGGGUUGUUGUCCGAAUCCGAUUGCGAAAGGACCGCUGCCAGAGGCGGAGCAGCCUAUCACGAAGACAAGCAGCACGUUGGCUGUUUGCCGUCACAACUUUGCAGCAACAACUGCAUCUUCUCUUUUCCCUGCUACAAACUUCACCAACCAUGAGUCUAUCCCUUCUCUGCAAGAAUCAUUUGGUCAGUUCAUCAAAGCUUACCCCAAGUACUCUGAUACUGCUCCGGUUGAUCAAAUCCGGGCUCGUGAGUACGGCCACCUCGAGCUCUCCAACCAUGUAUCCCUAGAUUACAUUGGUGUUGGUCUUUUUUCCCAAUCACAGGUGAUGUCCCGGUACAGAUCCGCUAUCUCUUCUCCAUCCUCGUCCGAUUUUCCAUUGUUCGGUAUAAGCUUCAAGUCAGUGAGCCUCAAGUCGCAGCUUCUCCACGGCGGAGAAGGGUCGGAAUUGGAAUCCGCCAUCAAGAAAAGGAUCAUGGAGUUUCUAAAUAUCUCACAAAAUGAUUAUGCUAUGGUAUUCACAGUGAACAGAUCAGCAGCAUUCAAACUUGUAGCGGAAUCCUACCCUUACCAAUCCAGCCGCAAACUACUCACGGUCUACGACCAUGAGAGUGAGGCGCUGAGCUCCAUGAUCAGCACAUCGGGGAAGAGAGGGGCCCGCUUCAUGGCAGCCGAGUUCAAGUGGCCAAGAUUGAGGAUUCACUCUGCGAAGCUGAGGAAGAUGGUCGUGAGAAAGAAGAAAAAGAAGAAGCAGAGAGGGCUGUUUGUGUUUCCACUUCAAUCAAGAAUGACAGGAGCCAGCUACUCAUACCAAUGGAUGACCUUGGCGCAGGAGCACGGCUGGCACGUCCUACUCGACGCCUGUGCAUUGGGGCCAAAAGACAUGGACAGCUUCGGCCUUUCCCUCUUCAGCCCCGACUUCCUCAUUUGCUCCUUCUACAAAGUAUUUGGAGAGGACCCGACCGGCUUCGGAUGCCUAUUCGUCAAGAAAUCUGUUGUCCCGAUGCUGGAAGCUUCUGCAGGUGCGGGAAUUGUGUCGAUCACAGCUGCGAAGAACGACUCUUCUUCGUGUACUACAGACACAGAACUCGAACAAAUGGCUAAACUUGAUAUAAACGAAGAAGCUGUAAAGGAAGGCAUUGCUGAGAAGGGAAACAUGGAAUGCAGAUGCUUGGAUCAUGUGGACUCAUUAGGAUUGACAGUGAUCAGCAGCAGAAGAAGGUACCUGAUCAACUGGGUGGUGACUGCGGUGACGAAGCUGCAGCAUCCAAACCGGCUCGACAGCUUCCCUCUGGUGACAAUCUACGGGCCGAGGGGGAAGUUCGACCGAGCCCCGGCAUUGGCAUUCAACAUAUGCGACUGGAAAGGGGAGAUGGUGGAGCCUGCGCUGGUGCAGAAGCUGGCGGAUAGGAAUCACAUAUCGCUCAGCAAUGGAAUGCUGCACCACAUUUGGUACGCGGAAAAGGGAGACGAGGAGAAGCAGAAGUUGUUCGAGAGGAGCUGCAGAGCAAAGAAGAGAGGCGGAAAUGAUGAUCAUAAAAUCAAUGUGGUAACUGCAGCGCUUACUUACUUGGCCAAUUUUGAAGAUGUGUAUAGGCUGUGGGCUUUCAUAGCUCAGUUUCUCGACGCCGACUUCGUGGAAAAGGAGAGGUGGAGAUACACCGCGCUCAAUCAAAAAACCAUUGAAGUAUAAACUGCACACUUAUUUUCACCGCAUUCAUUCAAGUUUCUCCUUGUGAUUUUUCAAUUGUAAAUCCUGACCAAUGGCUUCUGCAUCAACCUAACAUUUUGCACGUGUGUAA